Messenger RNA from Cydia fagiglandana, 772 nucleotides. RefSeq lists its product as uncharacterized. The record is from RefSeq and is a predicted model, not a curated record. Bases 344 to 772 code for a protein of 142 amino acids. The transcript has 4 exons. Lineage: Eukaryota; Metazoa; Arthropoda; Insecta; Lepidoptera; Tortricidae.
CCCGUUACUUGCCUUGCCUUUGCCUUGUGUCAAUUUAAUACUUAAUACCGACAAAUAACACGCUCACUUCAACUUGUUUAAAACAAAACAAAAGAUGCAAACAUUGUCUUAUCGCGGGCAAUAAAACAAAAGAUGCGAACAUAGAUAACGCCCUCCCUCCUGGACUUUGGCUUGGUGCGUGGUCAUUUCAUCUCACAGAUUACCUACUAAACUUAGCAUUUCAUUCAUCAUCCAGUCGUCGUUGUGUAAAGGUGCGACCAGUCUAGCGAUUAGUUUAUCAACUUAACAUUAUUUAAUCGUAGGCUAUUCGUUGGUGUGUUGUUAAUAGUUGGUAUUGUGGACGAUGGCGGGCUGUGGGCAGUGCAUCAAGGUGGAACCCGACUGUGACGUAAUGGAUGGUAUCGUUAAAAAGGAAGUGAAAGAAGAUAUGCAAAGUGUGAAGGAGGAGCCAGUGUGCGACGACAGUGCCGACACGAGCGAGGCUGCGGUCGGCGAGCUGUAUGCCGAUCACGAGGUCAAGGAUGAGCUCGUGCUGGGGAUAGAGCGCAAGUACCGCCCCGGUAUCGGCCUCGCGGUGCGCGGUAUGGUUAAAAAGGAUGAAGAUAUGCAAAGUGUGAAGGAGGAGCCAGUGUGCGACGACAGUGCUGACACGAGCGAGGCUGCGCUCGGCGAGCUAUAUGCCGAUCACGAGGUCAAGGAUGAGCUCGUGCUGGGGAUAGAGCGCCAGUACCGCCCCGGUAUCGGCCUCGCGGUGCGCGGUUUAACCGGCUAA